This is a messenger RNA of Polychytrium aggregatum, 1494 nucleotides long. RefSeq names its product WLM domain-containing protein. The transcript is spliced from 4 exons. The record is from RefSeq and is a predicted model, not a curated record. NCBI's taxonomy places the organism in Eukaryota, Fungi, Chytridiomycota, Chytridiomycetes, Polychytriales. The coding region runs from base 148 to 1353 and encodes 401 amino acids.
AAGCCAGCCCCCGCUCGGUUCAUUUUUCCCUCUCGACCUCGAUCUCGAUCUCGAUCUUGAUUCUCGCUACCCUCAAGCAUCUCACUGAAUCCGCCCCGUCCCGUCCCGUCCCGUCCCGCCCGGUCUCGUUUCGCCAGCAUCGAUCGCAUGGCUCCUGGACCAGCACCCGCAUGGCAGGCACCGCAGCCCACACCAUCCAUCGGGGCUUGCUCGGCGCUCAAACGCUUCCCCGACCACCGCGAGGCUCUGGCUCUGCUGGUCAAACUCUCCAGACAUGUCGAGCCCAUCAUGAAGAAGCGGAGCUGGACCGUCCCGAAACUCUCGGAAAUGCUGCCCAGCAAUCCGGCCUUGCUCGGGCUCAACAUCAACCGAGGCCGAGAAAUCAAGAUCCGGCUGCGGCCAGCCCACAACGAGCGGUCGUUUCUCGACUUUAACGACCUGCUGGGCACAAUGCUCCAUGAACUCACUCAUAUCGUCCGCGGGCCUCACGAUGCCCAGUUCAAUGCCAUCCUCGACUCCCUGCACGACGAGUACGAUCUCCUGCUCGCCUCAGGCUUCCACGGCAACGAGGGCUUCCGGCUCGGCGGACGGGGCGUGCCGUUGUUCCAGGCUCGGUCUGCGGCCCUCGCUGCCGCCGAACAGCGGCUCCAUCAUGGUCGCUUUCCUCUGACACCACGAUCCACACCAGGCACCAAUGGCUCGGGUGUCGUCGGAACCGGAUCCUCGGGCCAUCGAUUGGGCGGCAGCAACGAGAUGAAGGAACUCGAGACCCUGCUCAGACCAGGAGAGCUGUUUUUGCUCUCUGCGGUCGAGAAGCGCCGGAUGAAGCUGCCCGAAGGCGGAUGUCGGUGCCUCGGCGGUGGCGACAACAGCAGCAGCAGCAGUAGCAGCAGCGUCGUCGAGAUUGAUGAUGCGGACAUGCUGGAGAUCAUCCGCAUUGUUGGUGCCGCUGACCCCGAUGAAUAUUCCCCUGAUGUCCGUGUCAUUUACGAGGAUACCCCCGCUCCAGGGACCCACCAAGCUUCGGAUGAUCUCCAGGUCAUCUCUGUCAACCUUGGAAGUCGGCAGCGACCUUCGGAGACCGGUCCAGGCAGCAUCCCUUUCCCUGUGUACGUCAUCGAUGACGACCAUGAUCAUGACCAUGGCCACGACCAUAACCAUGACCAUGAUCAUGACGACCCCAGAAGCCGGUCUGCCUCAGGACGAACGGGUCGCAGCACAGGACACAUCCGACAAUGGUCAUGUCCGCAGUGCACACUCGAUAACUCGCCGUACCUUGCGCUCUGCGAAGCAUGCGGGUUCGAGAUUGCCCCAAGUGCGGUGGCGGCUCUGUUGGACAUGGGAAUAUCAUGAGGCACCGCCAUACAUCGACCGGGAAUUCGUCCGAGGCCGUGGCCGUCAUCGCAUGCAGCUCUCCAUAUAUCCCUCUGGCCAACCCCAUGAUGCUUUCCUCGCUGGUUGUCGACCCAGAUCGACACAACACGCAGUGUCGAC